GUCAACUUGACUGUAACACCCCGCUUUCAAACAGAGGAAGCAAAGCCGGAGAAGGCCUGAAAGGCGUGAUUAUGGACAUAGUUCCGAGGUUAUCCUCUUGAUGACUCCGACAGAUUUGGUCCCUGCAAUUCAGUCCUAGUUGUCAAUGUCAAAACACGGACUCAUACUCUUCCUUGGCUGCGAUAUUCUUCAUCUCGCCUUUCUGAAAGAGAACGAAAAUAUCAAACAUAGGAUCGCGUUACGAUGUCUCCCUUGAAAACUGCCUUGAUCAUCGGUGCCACAGGCGCCCAGGGCAUUCCGGUGGUCAAGUCGCUUGUUGCGGAUGAUCAGUAUGCUGUUCGAGCUUUUACCCGCAACCCGCAAAGUCCGGAUGCUCAGUUGAUCUCAUCAUUUCCAAAUGUCUCUCUAUUUGUUGGCAACUCAUUCGACGAGAAUGACUUGCGCAGAGCAUUUCAGGGCGUACAGCUCGCGUAUGUAAACAUCAAUGGCUAUGUCACCGGUGAGAAAUGCGAGCUCUACUGGGGCAUACGCACCUUUGAACUUGCAGUCCAAAGCCACAUCGAGCAUUAUGUCUGGGGAAGCCUGGACUACUCACUAAAGAAGGGGCUUUUCAACGAGAAGUUCCGAUGCGGACAUUAUGACGGCAAAGGUAAAGUUGCUGAUUGGCUGUUAACUCAGGCUCAGUCUACAACCUCGACCACGAUCUCCGUUCUAACCAGCGGUCCGUAUAUGGAGCUGCUAUAUGAAUUCAUGCUUCCCAAGAAGACCCCCGAGGGAGUAUACCAAUUCAUUGCACCCCUGGGUGAUAAUGGCCAUGUUGCAUUAAUCCACCUCGAAGAUCUGGGUCACUACGCACGUUGGUUGUUUGAUAACCGCAAGCAGGCCAGUGGGUUGAACCUCGAGGUUGCCACGGAGCAUGUUAACUGGACUGUUCUGGCCAACACCUUCACCAAAGUUACGGGAAAGCCGGCUCAAUACUUGGAUGUUGCUCUGCAAGAAUACUUCGACAAGCAUUAUCCGGCUGGUCGGAAGGCUGUGGAUCGCAAAAUCGGCUCUGCCGUCGACAAAAAAGACCCGACUCUGCAGACUUGGAGAGAGAACUUUGGUGGCUUCUGGAAUAUGUGGAAAUAUACAGGCCCCAACACGGGCAAUAUUACAAGAGACUAUGACUUUUUGGGCUUGAUUCAUCCCACAAGAGUCAGAACGGUGGAAGAAUGGUUGAGAAAAGUGGGAUAUGACGGAGAGCCCCGGCGGCUGUUGAAGGAUUGGGCAGACGGUGGCAUUGCGGUGGCAGGGCCAACUGCAGCCGUUAAGCUGUAGUCAUCAAUACAUACAUUUCUA
Aspergillus sclerotioniger CBS 115572 is the source of this 1341-nucleotide messenger RNA. Its product is annotated as NmrA family protein. NCBI's taxonomy places the organism in Eukaryota, Fungi, Ascomycota, Eurotiomycetes, Eurotiales, Aspergillaceae. The record is from RefSeq and is a predicted model, not a curated record. The transcript has 3 exons. The coding region runs from base 244 to 1320 and encodes 358 amino acids.